Messenger RNA from Linnemannia hyalina, 819 nucleotides. The record is from the annotation of a GenBank genome assembly. Lineage: Eukaryota; Fungi; Mortierellomycota; Mortierellomycetes; Mortierellales; Mortierellaceae.
AUGUUAAGGGACAUUGCCCGCAUCAUCAGAGUUCACCCUUCUCAGCAGGUCCCCAUGGAACAACCCUCUCCCUCAUCGUCCUCCUCUUCCUCUUCCUCACCCCCACUCGACCACCCACUCGAUCCCAAGGAUGCAGAGAUCCUCUUCCUCAGCCAAAGGCUGGACCGCAUGGAACGCUUUAUGGCAGAUCGCCUUCGCCAGGGCUCCGACCCCGCGAUCACAACUCAAGCUCCACUUCAACACUACCGCCCCUCAGACGUGGAUGUCAUGGGAUGCCCCAGCAUCAAACCAGCAACGCCUAUCGAGUUUUUCACCAAACCAACAAAGAGCGACGCCGAACUUAAGGAAGUCAUUCGAGGCUUUCCCAAGAACGUUCACAUGGACCAAUAUAAAGCACCCAAGGUCCCAUACGUCGUCUCCAACAACCUCGACUUCAAUAGGAAGCAUGAUUCACAGAUCCGCGAGUUUCAGGAGCGAUGCGCCGAGCUCACACGCCCCGUGGAUUACUUCUAUCACCAAUUCCGACAGCUUCAGGAGAUCGACCCCGAACAUCUCAAGCCAGACCAGAUUCUGGACCUUUCCGUCAGCUUUGCAGUCCUUAUGCGCCAACACCUGGGCGGAAUGACUGUUAAGAUGCACGAGACCCGCAUGGCUAACGUUCGCGAAGCCGCAGGAGCACACUUCGAGGACGACGCUCUCAAUAUGUUAGACCCACAGUCCUUCUACGACCACACCAAGUCUAUCCGCACCCUACAGUCAUACUUUAAGAGCAAGCCAGGAACCGACAAUCACCGAGACAAAGGCGACAACAAUGGUUAG